Apiotrichum porosum is the source of this 1614-nucleotide messenger RNA. RefSeq lists its product as uncharacterized. The transcript has 9 exons. Gene Ontology annotation, biological process: transmembrane transport. The coding region runs from base 1 to 1614 and encodes 537 amino acids. Lineage: Eukaryota; Fungi; Basidiomycota; Tremellomycetes; Trichosporonales; Trichosporonaceae. The record is from RefSeq and is a predicted model, not a curated record. Gene Ontology annotation, molecular function: transmembrane transporter activity. Gene Ontology annotation, cellular component: membrane.
AUGGGUACCGAAAUUACUGACCUCACCCACACCCCUGACCUUGAGAGUCAAAAGGACCAAGGUCACCAUCAUGUCGAAGAUGUCAAUGAGAAGGACGACAGACCCGAGAUCGCCUACGAUGAGGCUGAUGCAGCGGUAAACCGCACCGGUCUUCGUCGUAUGCUCAGGCGCAACCCAAGCCUUGAGUUUAUGCGCGAUGUGGCUCGCGAGAAUGAGAAUGACCUCGACCCUGUGGAGGUCAAACAAGUUGAACGCAAGCUUUACUUGCUCAUUGUACCGGCUCUCGCCGUGUGCUACCUGUUUUAUUAUGUCGAUAAAACGACCCUUUCGUACGCAGCGCUCUUUGGUAUCAAGAAGGACCUUCACCUCAAGGGCGAAGACUACUCCAAUCUCGGAUCAAUCUUCUAUGUCGGUUGGAUCAUCUGGGCUAUCCCAGGCAACCUUCUCAUGGCCCAAUUCCCUCUUUCGAAGUACCUCGCCGUCAACAUUUUCCUCUGGGGUGCUUUCCUCAUGGCUCAGGCCGGAUCGCAGUCUUACGGGGCCAUGGUCGGUCUUCGCUUUGUGUCCGGUAUGAUGGAGGCCGUGGCCGACCCGGCCUUCAUUGCCAUCACGGGCAUGUGGUUCACUCGCAAGCAGCAGCCAGCCGUUAUUGGAUACUGGUACAGUGCCAACGGUAUUGGCAUCGCUCUGGGCGGCCUGUUUGGCUACGGCAUUGGUCACAUCAAGGGAAAUCUCCAGUCAUGGCGAUACGAGUUCCUGAUCAUUGGUGCCGCGUGCUCGCUCUGGGCCAUCCUGAUGGCCGUCUUCAUCCCCGACGCACCCCACUGCACGCGCUGGCUUACUCGCCGUGAGGCCGUUGUCGUCGUCUCCAGGAAGCGCUACGACUACCACACUGUCGAGAAGCGUCAGCUCAAGUGGGACCAAGUGUGGGAGACUGUCAAGGACCCCAAGAUCUAUCUGUACUUUUUCCUCGGGUUCUUUGCCAAUGUUCCUAACGGUGGCACUUCCAACUUCGGUACUCUUCUCAUCCAGGGCUUUGGUUUCGACACCAUGGGCACUACUCUCCUGCAAAUCCCGUACGGCGCUUUCAUUUCCAUCAUGAUCUAUCUCGCGAUCGCUGCCAACCACUACCUCGACGGCCGCAACGUCAGGACCUACCUGAUGGCUGGUGUCACUGUUCUUACUGUCAUUGGCUUUGCCCUGGUUGCCUUCACCUCGAAGGCUGCCUCGCGCCUCGUCGGCUACUACCUCACCGGCUCGUCCAACGCCGUCUUCGUUCUCGCCCUCUCCCUCGUGGCGGGUAACGUCGGCGGUGUGACCAAGAAGACCCUCGCCUCGGCGGCCAUCUUCCUUGGUGUCGCUCUCGGAAACAUCGUUGGACCGUACGCGUUCAUGUCCAAGGAAGCGCCCACAUACCACACCGGUACCGUCAUCUGCCUUGCUUCGCGCGCAUGCGAAAUUGUCGUCAUCUUGCUCCUCCGCCUCUGCUUCGUUAUGCCCAACAAGCGCCGCGACAAGCUCUACGCGGAGGGUAACGAGGAGUACAACCCCAACGUCCAGACGUUCGAGGACAAGACCGACUUCCAGAAUGGCCACUUCCGCUACGUCGCCUGA